AUGUCUGGACUUUUUGUUGACUUUUCCCCCCCUGUAUUUCUGUUUCCUGUUCCUGCAGUGGAGUAUGACCGGGAGCUCUCUCCGCAGCGGCGUCACCACAAGGAGUUUAAGUUCAACCUGUCGCAGAUCCCAGAGGGCGAGGCCAUCACGGCAGCCGAGUUCCGCCUUUACAAGGAGUGCGUGAGCCAAGCGUUUCGCAACGACACCUUCAUGCUCAAAGUCUACCAGGUGGUCAAGGAGCACCCUGACAGAGAGGCGGAUCUGUUCCUGCUGGAGUCCAGGAGGCUUUGGGCCGCUGAGGAAGGAUGGCUGGAGUUUGACAUCACGGCGACCAGCAACCUGUGGGUGAUGAGUCCGGUGCAUAACCUGGGCCUGCAGGUCAGCGUGGAGACCAGUAGCGGGCAGACCAUCAGCUGUAAAGACGCGGGCCUCGUGGGACGAGACGGCGCGCUGGAGAAGCAGCCUUUCAUGGUGGCCUUCUUUAAGGUCAGCGAGGUCCACAUCCGCUCUGCCCGCUCCGCAGGAGGGAAACGGCGGCACCAGAAUCGCAACCGCUCCACACAACCGCAAGAGGCGUCCAGAGGGUCGGGCCAAACAGAUUACAACAGCAGCAAUCAGAAGACGGCGUGCAAAAGACACGAGCUGUAUGUUAGCUUCAGAGAGCUGGGCUGGCAGGACUGGAUCAUUGCCCCCGAGGGCUACGCCGCCAACUACUGUGAUGGAGAAUGUUCCUUCCCCCUGAAUGGACACAUGAAUGCCACCAACCACGCCAUCGUGCAAACGCUGGUGCACCUGAUGAACCCGGAGAACGUGCCGAAGCCUUGCUGCGCCCCCACCAAGCUCCACGCCAUCUCCGUCCUCUUCUUCGACGACAACUCCAACGUCAUCCUGAAGAAGUACAAGAACAUGGUGGUACGCGCCUGCGGCUGCCACUGACAACAGUGAGGACUGGUUGUACGCCGACGGACAAGGCUGAACUCAGUUGGACUCGUUUUUGUUUUCGUUUUGUUUUGUUUUUUUUGCAGCCUGGAAGUCAGCAGCAUCUAGUUCAAUAAUCACAAACGGAAACUAUUAACAUGUCGACGACAAGGAUGGGGAUCGAUACCAGACUGAGAGUUACAGGCGACUUCUCCCCAUUCCAGUGUUGAGCCAGCAUCGUCGUCGUCGGCGUCACGCUCCAGACUUCGCUUUCACGGACUUUGUGUGUCUGAGAGGAGUGUUUAGUUUGUAUAUUGUGUGUUUAUUGAAUCGCAGGAAGGCCUGACAGGCUGCCGUAACCAAUCUGUUGAUGGACCAGUUAGACUGCUGCUUUCAUUCCCCCAUCUCCUCUCCGAAGGAAAACACAGCGGACCAAAUCUGAGGAGGCGUACGAAAGAUCAGUUUCCCCGCGACCGACCCGAACACCUGCUCAGCCAACGCAAAAAUCUGCACCGUCGAGACGAGAACAAACGAGGCCAGUUGCAACUUUACAGCAGAUGUUAACUGACGCAUCCGUCAGAACAUUCGUAUUUAUCCUUUUUUUUUUCCUACUGUAUUUUCCUCGCAAGCCAUAUUUACUUUCCCCAAAAUAUAAUUUGGACUCAACCGAAGUGACCACAUUCUGUUUUAGCAGCACGCUCCUCCAAAUAAUGCUCUCUGUGUCAAUAUUUGCCAGGCUCAGGCCGACAUGCCGUUCUUCGGGGCCGGUUUAACCCGAUCCAUGUUGUGGCCAAACUCGUGUUUUUCUACAAAAAGGACACAGAUUCAGCCCCUUUCGCCCUCCGACAUGCCACAAGUGGCCGUUUCUGUUUUGCUGCACUUGCGAAGCUCACAAACACGUCUAACCCCUUUACAAGAGAUUGUGGAAAAACAUUUGCAGAGACCAAAACGGUCCGCGUGACGAGUUCUUUUUCUUCUGUAACCCUGAGAGCGACAUUAUGCUCAGAUUUAGCUGCAGCGUCUUCCCCUCUGAGCGCGUUACUGUGAGCCUUAAAUGUCGUGGAAUAUUUAAAAGAACAUAUCUGAACGAGAGAGAGGAAAAAAAAGACUUGUAUCCGUACCAAUCAAAAAACCUUUUGUGCCUAACCGAUCUUAAAUAUUAUAUACCUCUGGAAAGCUGCUGUUUACAUUUGUGAUCCUGUUAAGACUGUUUUUUUUUUUCUGUAAAUACGUGUACAUUUUCAGCUUAUUUAUUGCACCUUUUAUUGAUAAAGAAAAUACCACAUUAAAGCGAGAAAUAAAAAUAAAAAAUACAAACAUGUUUUUGACAAAAUUUAUUAUGAAAUCUUAUGUUACAACUUUCCACUUUUGUUUCUUUUUUUGGUACAAAACUUGUGGAUAGGGAGCAAAUACUGCCCAUUGAAAAACUAAAUAGAGUUGUGUCACUGGACCUCUUUAGACCAUGUGUUGCUCGUAAAGCCAAAA
This is a messenger RNA of Poecilia latipinna (sailfin molly), 2403 nucleotides long. It is a transcript of the gene bmp6, whose product is annotated as bone morphogenetic protein 6. Gene Ontology annotation, cellular component: extracellular region. The transcript is spliced from 7 exons. Gene Ontology annotation, molecular function: cytokine activity; growth factor activity. The record is from RefSeq and is a predicted model, not a curated record. Gene Ontology annotation, biological process: BMP signaling pathway. Bases 1 to 936 code for a protein of 311 amino acids. NCBI's taxonomy places the organism in Eukaryota, Metazoa, Chordata, Actinopteri, Cyprinodontiformes, Poeciliidae.